Molecule: messenger RNA, 3583 nt
Organism: Umbelopsis ramanniana AG
Lineage: Eukaryota; Fungi; Mucoromycota; Umbelopsidomycetes; Umbelopsidales; Umbelopsidaceae
Exons: 3
Coding region: 179-3502 (1107 amino acids)
Cellular component (GO): cell periphery; myosin complex; cell septum
Molecular function (GO): chitin synthase activity; ATP binding; cytoskeletal motor activity
Source: RefSeq, a predicted model, not a curated record
CGAAAGAUUAUUCGACUUUCGGCAGAAACGAAUAUUUUGUUUGUUUCAGGAUGAAUACAAGGAAGAGGGCAUUCAACCUCUUGAAGUAAAGUACCACGACAACAUUGACCGCUUGGAGCUGUACAAUUCCCAAGAUGGUAUAUUCUCCAUCUUAAACAAUCGUUACGAAAGCAAGAGUAUGGUCAGCCAAGUUGAGAAGCACCUGAAGAUGCAUCAGAAGGUCAACCAAAAUAUAACCUUCUCAUAUACUCACGACUUCAUUAUCCGCCACUACACCGAGAAUGUCAGUUAUUCAAUUGAGAAGUUGUAUAGCGAAAAUCACGAAAUUGAUCUGUGCACGGAAUUUGCGCCAGUAUUUUGUGAAGCGCCGAAGAGGGAGGGCAGCAAAAACUCUCUUUUGGCUCAGCUCUUUUUACCUUACCUCGGUGGUACUAGUCAAGCAAAAGUGAAAACCUGCAUUAAUGACUUCGGCCAAAAGGCAGCUACAAAAGAGGAGAUAACAAUUGACGUCAAAGCGACUGGCAUACUUGAAGAGGAUGCUCCUAUACCUGUAUGCGAGCGACUCAGACAGCAGGCCGAUAGCCUCUUCUUGAAGCUGGAAAAUUAUACAGCUUGGAUUGUCAUAUGUCUUAGGUCAAACGACGGGAAUAUAGAAAACUCAUGCGAUAUAAAUGUCCUGGAAAAUCAACUGCGGGAACAUGAUGUAUGUAAUAUAGUCAAGAAGGCGAGUUUCCACCAUACAGUGACAUACGUGGCCGAUGAUUUUUGUGAGCAUUUCCACCAGGCUCUUGAUCUGGCCAAGGCAAGCUCGGACAUGUCGUUUGUGGAGAAAUGCGAAACCUUGGAAGAAGAUAGGGAAUGGGAUGAAUCUUACAUGCUGAUUGGUACAAAUAGGGUUUUUUUGUCAGAUAGCGCUUGGAGAAUACUGGAAAACGACAUUCGAUGUGAAGAAAAGUCCAUUUACCGGCGAUUGCGACAAGAAGCUUCAAGUAUCAAUGAAGAACAAUUAGCUACUAUGCGACCACUUUCCGACAUGUUCUCCAUGUCUGACAUCUACAACUCAGAAUCCGAAAGAGAUGUUUCUUUUUGCGGUUCAGAUACGGCAAUCCCAUCAGGGCCGUCAAUCACGAAAUGUAAACCAAAAAAUAGACAGCUAUUUUCCACAAAAUCAUCUCGAUCUCGAAAACUCUGGUUGAUCAUAACGUGGGCUAUCACAUGGUGGAUUCCUGCACCGCUUCUUGGAUGGAUCGGUCAUAUGAAACGACCCGACAUUCGCAUGGCAUGGAGAGAAAAAUUCACCCUCUGUUUCUUGAUCCUCCUACUCUCAGCUGCCAUGGUUUGGUUCAUUGCAUUCUUUAGUCAUAUUAUAUGUCCAGUCAAGCACAUAUAUUCGCAGUAUGAGCUUCAAUCCAAGACAAGCAGUGCAGACGGCAUAGUGAGCAUUCGUGGAGAGGUUUUCGACCUUGGUAAAUUCGCUCCUCGACAUUGGGCCUCCGAAAUCAUCCCCAAUAUGGCACUCAUACAAUAUGCCGGACAGGAUGUUAGCCAUUUAUUUCCCGUUCAAGUAUCGGCACUAUGCGAAGGUGCUCAAAACCCAGUACCACUGGCUAUGAAUUUGGACAACUACGUGGGUCUCACAGACCCCAAUGCAAAAUAUCAUGAUUUUCGCUACUUUACCGAUGAUUAUCGUCCGGACUGGUACUAUGAAAAAAUGACUUAUCUGCGAAAGAACUAUCGAUUAGGAUACAUGGGCUAUGAUGUUUCUGAUGUCCGUUAUCAGGCCAACAAUCCGCGUCAAUUUGGGGGCAUCACCAGUACGCGCAAAUGGGCCAUACUUAAUGGAGACGUUUACGAUCUUACCUUCUACUUUAUGGGUGGUAGAUCACUUAAAGUGCCCAGAAACCAGACCAUACCGAGUGACGUUGAUGUCAAUUUCAUUGACACCACAAUUGCGCAGUUAUUCAAAGUUCUUGCCGGCACUGAUAUUACUGACCUAUUUAACCAACUGCCCAUGGAUCAUGAUUUACGUGAACGCCAACUGACUUGUUUAAGAAAUCUAUUUUUGGUCGGCAAAGUCGAUGCUAGAAACUCCCCACAAUGCGUUUUCUCAGAAUAUCUUCUGCUAAUCAUAUCUGGCUUCUUAUGCAGUGUGAUAUUGUUCAAAUUUGUGGCAGCCUUGCAAGUGACCCAGAGCUCUGGUGACAUAGAGUACAGCAACUUUAUCGUAUGCCAAGUACCUUGUUAUACAGAAGGGGAGGAAUCCAUUCGAAAGACACUCAACUCUAUUGCAACCUUAAAAUAUGACGAUAAACGCAAACUUCUCUUCAUAAUCACCGAUGGAAUGAUAGUUGGCAGUGGCAACGAAAAGUCGACACCACGCAUUGUGUUGGAUAUUCUUGGUGCAGAAGAGUCCAUCGAUCGUGACGCUCUCUACUACAGCGCGGUCGGUGAAGGCAACAAGCAGCAUAAUAUGGCAAAAGUCUAUUCAGGAUUAUACGAAUACUCAGGUCAUGCGGUACCCUAUAUUGUAGUAGUGAAGGUUGGAAAUCAAGGUGAACGACAAAAGCCUGGCAAUCGAGGAAAAAGAGACUCGCAAAUGGUCCUUAUGCAAUUUCUCAACAAGGUCCACUAUCAGUCAGAUAUGAACCCUUUGGAAUACGAAAUCUAUCAUCAGAUACAAAAUGUCAUAGGCGUCAAUCCUUUUUUCUACGAGUAUGUCAUGAUGGUGGACGCUGACACUGAGGUAAUGCCAGACUCACUGAACAGCCUUGUUUCAUCCUUUAUCAACGAUGAUAAGGUCAUUGGUAUGUGCGGAGAGACGAUGCUGAGUAACGAAAAAGAUACAUGGGUUACGAUGAUUCAAGUUUACGAGUACUACAUCUCGCAUUUCUUGUCCAAGGCUUUCGAAUCCUUGUUCGGGACAGUUACAUGUUUACCUGGAUGCUUCUGUAUGUACCGCAUCCGAUCUGUGGGUAAAAAUCAAGCAUUACUAGUAUCGAAUAUCGUCAUGCUAGAGUAUGGCGAUAUUAAAGUUGACACGCUCCAUAAAAAGAAUCUUCUGCAUCUCGGUGAAGACCGGUACCUUACCACACUGAUUCUCAAGCAUUUUCCGACCUACAAGACAAAAUUCAAUCCCAAUGCUGCCUGCCUAACCAGUGCCCCGGACUCUUGGUCUGUGUUGGUUUCACAGCGUCGACGAUGGAUUAACUCUACCAUUCACAAUCUUGGCGAGCUCAUUUUUUUGCCUCAGAUGUGUGGUUUUUGCUGUUUUUCCAUGCGGUUCGUGGUUAUACUGGAUCUACUCAGUACAUUGGUGAUGCCAGCGGUGGUUUGCUACUUGGGAUAUCUCAUUUACGAAAUAAGCACUCAUUCAUCGCAAGUUCCUCUCAUGUCCUUAAUUACUCUGGCUAGUGUAUAUGGCUUGCAAGCGUUUAUAUUUAUUGUACGGCGAAAGGUAAGAAAUCAGUUUCCGAACGGGUGUGAACCAAGGCGUGUACGGUAAUUUGAAACUCGUCAGCUCACCAGUUUUCUUUUAAUGAAUGGUGAUAGUGGGAGCACGUCGCCUGGUUGAUUAUAUACAUCU